GUCAAAGUGUAAUAUGGCGGAGAACAUUGCCACAGCGGCUCCGAGCCCGCGAGGGCUUGCGGACGGCGAGGAUGCGGGUUCCCCGGAGGAGCGGAUGGCGGAAACGGCGAGAGAUGGUCAGGAGCAGUUUGAGUGCCAGGAACUGCUCGAGUGCCAGGUGCAGUUGGGGGCCCCUGAGGAGGAGGAGGACGCGGGCCUGGUGGCUGAGGCCGAGGCGGUAGCUGCCGGCUGGAUGCUCGAUUUCCUCUGCCUGUCUCUUUGCCGGGCCUUCCGUGACGGCCGCUCGGACGACUUCCACCGCACCCGCGACAGCGCCGAGGCUAUUAUUCAUGGAUUGUCCAGUCUAACAGCUUAUCAACUGAGAACUAUAUACAUAUGUCAGUUUUUGACAAGAAUUGCAGCCGGAAAAACCCUUGAUGCACAGUUUGAAAGUGAUGAACGAAUUACACCCUUGGAAUCAGCCCUGAUGAUUUGGGCAUCAAUUGAAAAGGAACAUGACAAGCUUCAUGAAGAAAUACAGAAUUUAAUUAAAAUUCAGGCUAUAGCUGUUUGCAUGGAAAAUGGAAAUUUUAAGGAAGCAGAAGAAGUCUUUGAAAGAAUAUUUGGUGACCCAAAUUCUUAUACGCCUUUAAAAAGGAAAUUGCUUAUGAUAAUCUCUCAGAAAGAUACAUUCCAUUCCUUUUUUCAACACUUCAGCUACAACCACAUGAUGGAGAAAAUUAAGAGUUAUGUGAAUUAUGUGCUAAAUGAAAAAUCAUCAACCUUUCUAAUGAAGGCAGCAGCAAAAGUAGUGGAAAGUAAAAGAGCAAGAACAACAGCUUCUCAAGAUAAACCUAAUAGUAAUGAUAUUGAAUUGGAAGCUGAAGCUAAUUUGGAUAUAGGAAAAAGUGUUAGUGACAAACAGUCUGCGGUAACUGAAUCCUCAGGGGAUACAGUAUCCUUAUUGAGGUCUCACAAAAAUCUCUUCUUAUCUAAGUUAAAACAUGGAAACCGACAACAAGAUGUUAAUAAGAAAGAGGAAAGAGUGGAAACUCUUCAAAGUGGAAGAAAGAAAAAAGAGAACAGUAGGCGAGCCACUGAAAGCAAGAGAAUAAGUGUUUUAAACAGUCAGCCUCUAACUCCUGAAAAACAUCGAUCUAGAAAAAAACAGGCGUGGAUUUGGGAAGAAGACAAGAAUCUGAGAUCUGGCGUGCGGAAAUACGGAGAAGGAAAUUGGUCUAAAAUACUAUCACAUUAUAAAUUCAACAACCGAACAAGCGUCAUGUUGAAAGACAGAUGGAGGACUAUGAAGAAGCUGAAGCUGAUAUGCUCGGACAGUGAAGACUGAGUGUGUUUGCAGAGCCUGAUGAGACGACAGUUAAACAUUUUGAUCACUGCAUUUUGCUUGAAACUUGGUGGUCAUUAAUGUAGCUUAAGAUUUUGUUUAAAGCAUUACAGUAUUUUUCUGCGGCACAGUCAUUUAAUAUGAGGAUUUGUGCUGUAAGAGCAAGAUUAUAUACCAUCAUUGUAUUCUUUAAGAAUCUUUUCACUCUGAUAAAAAAAUAAACAUUUUGAACCCUAGUGCUUUCAUAACUCCUACCUCCAAACCCUGUUCCAAUAAAAAAAGUGCAAGCCUGGUAAGAGAAAAAAUAUAUUGCUGUUAACCUAUUCUGUGUCUGUGGGCUGAUUUCAACUCCAUGACACACAUAAAAGUGAAGUUUCUAAAUCAGUGAAUAGGCCUUUGACAUAAGGAGUAAUGAUUUGACUUAUGGCCUUAAUAUAUUAAUUACUAAGAUAUUUGCUUAUAGAAUGAUAAAUGUACAAAGUAAUCUGUGAGUUAUACUUAAAUUUUUCUUUUGGUAGUUUCAUAUAAAGGAAAAAACUUGAAAAUAGUAAUACCCAUAGGACAGUUUAUACUACUACUAAGAAUAGCUUAUGUCUCAUUUAAGUACAUUUGAUUUUUGUUCUAGUGUUAAAACUUUGACAAAGGUGGUUUUAAAUAAAGCUUUGUAACCUGGUACCAUAAA
Molecule: messenger RNA, 2006 nt
Organism: Eubalaena glacialis (North Atlantic right whale)
Lineage: Eukaryota; Metazoa; Chordata; Mammalia; Artiodactyla; Balaenidae
Gene: TERF1
Product: telomeric repeat binding factor 1
Exons: 10
Coding region: 14-1327 (437 amino acids)
Biological process (GO): telomere maintenance
Cellular component (GO): chromosome, telomeric region; nucleus
Molecular function (GO): protein homodimerization activity; telomeric repeat DNA binding
Source: RefSeq, a predicted model, not a curated record